Molecule: messenger RNA, 612 nt
Organism: Paramecium tetraurelia
Lineage: Eukaryota; Ciliophora; Oligohymenophorea; Peniculida; Parameciidae
Exons: 1
Source: RefSeq, a predicted model, not a curated record
AUGUUAAACAAUUUAAUAACUAUAAUAGCAGAAUGCUAAAUCAACUCAGAAUAGAUUAAACAACUGUUCGUUGAUCCUCAUUUGGCAUUCCAAAUGUUAUCCUCCAAUGGGCAUGAUAUCGAUCAAUCCGAGAUCAAGCGAUUCAUAUCUCUGAAUGACGAGGAAAUCAAACAUCAAAUCAUUUAAUUCAAUUCAAAUUCUGAAGCAAAUUUAAAUAUGUUGAGUAUCCUUAAUUUUACUAAGCAGUUUCUUAAUUUUUUGAAGCUGAAUAACAACCACAUGUCAGAGAAGUCCUUAUCAAACUCUUGCAAUAGGAGGCUAUUAAUUUUAAGCAAAUUCUUUGUGUUUUCCAUAGAAUAUAGUAAAAUUUAAAUACUCAAAGAAGACAGCAGUUACAAUCCCACUGAAUUAUUUAAUUAGAUUGAUUAGUUUGGCAAAGGCUACAUACACACAGAACAUUAAAAAAAUGCACAAAUUUAUCUAACUACUACAUCUCAGCUUUCUUUAGAUUUCUUGACAGAGAUAAUGAUGGGAGAAUUUCAGAAACCGAUUUUUUAUCAGUCUUAAAAUCCUCACGGAAAUAACCAUUUGGAGUAUAAUACAAAGAUUUGA